Giardia duodenalis is the source of this 3321-nucleotide messenger RNA. Its product is annotated as Mismatch repair protein. Gene Ontology annotation, cellular component: nucleus; MutSalpha complex. The record is from RefSeq and is a predicted model, not a curated record. Gene Ontology annotation, biological process: mismatch repair. Gene Ontology annotation, molecular function: mismatched DNA binding; ATP binding; ATP-dependent DNA damage sensor activity. The transcript has a single exon. The coding region runs from base 1 to 3321 and encodes 1106 amino acids. Lineage: Eukaryota; Fornicata; Diplomonadida; Hexamitidae.
AUGCCCAAACAGUUAACCCUGGAUUUCUUUGUUCGUAAACAUCCUCAGUCUUCGGGGAGAACUGUCAUAGAUUCAGAAUCUGCAGAGCCUAUACCUGUGCCGGUAAAGACAGAAGAUGAGGCAACCAUGAAAUCUGUCGCAUCUUUCGCUGACAGACAAAAGCCUUCCACUCCGCAAUGCCAAACACAGGUAUUCAUAGCAGAGCCUUUAAUCAGACGUGUUAGGCCCGGCCUAGAAGCAUUUCGAGCCCAGCCAACCGCCAGUUUAACUAGUGCCAGCGCCAGUCCCAGUCCUAGAGGCUUCAGCACUCCAGGAGCAAGUCCACAACAAGGUCAUCUGAAAGCAAGCGCAUCUCCUCUUCACUCUUCUAUUCCUCAGAAAAACCUCUCUUCUAAAAGGCGAGCAGCGUCGACCAGUGAAGAAAGCCAUGAUGACAUUAGAAGCCCCAACCAAGGCAAGCAAGCUCCAACUACAGGAUUCACUAGACAGUACGCGUCUAUCCGCAAAAGACUUGAUAGUAAUACCGUGCUAUACAUCCGGAAGGGUCGCUUCUUUGAACUUUACGAACAAGACAGUAUCUUUGGCAAUGUUACCAUGGGGCUAAAGCUAACCAGGCACGCCUCGUCUAUGAGUAUGUGCGGCGUUCCCGACUAUAUGUUGGACAAAUAUAUCAAACUGACCUUAGAUUCUGGGAAGCGGGCAGCUAUAGCUGACGAAAUGCCAGAAAUGGAUAAAGUAGAGAAGGUGCAGAAACGACAAGUCAUUGCAGUAUAUUCACCUGGAAGCGUAUCAUCUGCAUUGCUACUUGGAACUCAGUAUGGAAUACUUUACAUUGAGGAUAGAGGAUCGGCAGACUCCGACUCAAAAUAUCUGCAAUUUUACGACCCGCUACGUCGCCUCAUUUUAGUUAAGUCAGAGCCCUGCACGAUGGGGGAGGUAAUAGCUUUGAUACAGCGUCUUUCUCCUGCUGAGAUAGUUAUCAGCUCGUGUGUCUAUGAGCUAGUUCGUGCUCAGCUUUCGGUAUAUUUUCUAGGGCCAAUCUACGCGUACAAUAAUCUUUAUGCCACUGUUUGCUCUACCAAUCUCUUGUGGGACAUCUCUUUGGAUGCGCUUGAAUCUUGUGCUAACAUUUCUUCAGCCUUUCGGUAUUAUCUAAAUUAUUUAUUGGCAACUGAUAAGCGGUUAACGCCCAUACAGCAAGGAGACAUCGCCGAGUAUCUCACUAACAUCACGUUGAGUGGCAUAUUCCGGCUGCCUCAAAACUCGUCGCCCAUAGCAACAUUACCCAUGCUCACCCUGUCAUCUCUAGGUAUCCUACCUCUCUGUUCUGCAGAUAGCCUUGCUAGAUUCGAAGCCGUCGACUCUAGUGUUUUUGAAGUCUAUAACAAUUGCGUAACACGAGAUGGCUCCCAAAUGCUGAAGAUGUGGCUAAUGAACCCGUUAUAUGACGUAGAAACAAUCCAGUUGAGACAAAAUGCUAUUAAACUUUUUGCCGACAGCGUGAACCACAAGCAUGUAGAGGCAGUUCUCACUUCUCUCAAAGCAGUAGGAACUAGUCUAUAUUACCUUGUGCUAGGGUGUCGAUCCAACUGUCACUUUAACUCCUUCAAUGUUCUAGAGCAAUCCACUCUCAGCAACAGGCUAUUUGUGCAGCUGCUUGUGACCAUUAUUCGAACGUGUUCGGCAGCAGAAGCUUUACACACGCUUCUAGGCUCCAACGAAAAGAAUGUGCAGUCAAAUGAGAUGCUGAGGCAUUUCUCGUCAUCCAACAGUUGUUGGAAGUUUCUUGAAACAUUGUACAAUAAAGUCGCAAGCAUGUUUGAGGUAGAUACUCCCCAGACAAUGCUCAGAAAAGAUUUUAAGUUGAGUGCCAACAGUAACGAGCCUAACCUUCAAAUAGUAGACGCAUUACUGGACAGAAUAGAGCAGCGAUAUGUGGAAUAUCUCAAUACGCUGGCUCAAACACAUAGGCUAUCUCCCAGCCUCAAGGACUACCCACUGACUGCCCUCACUCCAGCAACCAGCACCGCUAAGGUGUACACAUUUAGCCCCUUUCCUGACCGGCACCUAGUCAUUGGAGACUCUCUAAUUCCCCUUGCUAAGCAAUCACAUUUUGCUAGGAUAGAAGGAAUAACACAGAUCAGCAGCACUAAGACAGCUGGCCGCUUUUCUGUCCUUGACCCGCUCCCGAAUGAAACGAUAGCUGCUGCAAAUCUUGCCACAAGAGCCACCGAAAGUCAGUCGCAAUACAACCAACAGGCGUUGUGCCGUCUCCUUGGUGUGGAUGUUACCGUUGAUGGUGCUACACAAGGCACAAGAGCCAAAGUAAAACUUCUCAUCCAGGCUCUCGACAAGGUGGCUUUCAGAAGACUCUUGGAGCUUGAGAGCUUCUUGCUGCGACGGAAGAAUUCCAUUCUCAAUACACUGAAGCUAGAUCUUCUGGUUUUUCUUUUCGAGCAUGAGGACAUGAUUCGGGAAAUGUGCUCUAUCUUCUCCCAGGUGGAUGUUUUGUGCUGCUUUUCUAAGUUGUCUCGAAUAUACGCACAUGUACCAUGGUCCUACCCACUCUUUCAGCCACCAGUCCACGAACAAGAGCAUAUACUAGACAUUAGCAAGGCCUAUCAUCCAAUUGCACUUAAACUCAGCCAAGCACGUCUCAAGGCAUGGGUGCCUCUCGAUUGCAACUUCCAGAAUAACAAAAUGCUUGUCCUCACCGGGUGUAACAUGUCUGGAAAGUCCACUGCGAUGAGAUUGAUCGGGAUUGCUGUUCUAUUGGCACAGAUUGGUGCACCCUUGCCUUGCUCCGGUAUGGUCUUAACGCCAUAUAACACAAUCCUCGCCAAGAUAGGAAAUGAAGAAGAUAUCCGCUCCACUUUUCAAAAGGAAACCGCCGACUGUGCAGAGCUACUCCAAGAGGCCUUACGUCCCGAUGCCCGAUCCCUUUUUCUUCUCGAUGAAUUUGGACGUGGCACCGAUUCGACCACGGGUGACGCGCUUGCGGAAGCUGUCUGCAGGCAGCUGACUCAGCUGAAUCUUCGGGCCGUUGUAUCCACACAUAGUCCGCUAAUGGCCCUCAAGCUUGAACAAGACAAACAGGUCCGACUUUGUCACAUGAGUUAUGAAAUAACGGCCUCAGGAAUCCAGUUUAAGCAUACUCUUUGUCACGGUCUUUGCACUCGCUCAUUUGGUUCGCAAGUGGCAAGGUUGGCAGGCUUCCCCACAGAGCUACUUGAGCAGUGCGACAAGCAUACACGAGGGUUCAUUUACUCUUGUAUCCUUUCUACAAUGGAAGCUGUCGAGGAUAUGUUGGGGCAGAAGUAG